UUGGGGCAAUGCAGAAAAUGAAUAAAAAAGUUUUAGUUAAGAAUCCUUGUUCAUUCUGGACAAAACUUCCAGCUCUUACAAUUCCAGAUUUUGACUGAAAAACUGGAUCCUGUUUUGUCAAGAUGGUGCUGCUGGAGAGCAAGCAGUUCCUGACCGAGCUGACCAAGCUCUUCGAGAAGUGCUGGACUUCGGGCAGUGUGUUCAUCUCCCUGAAGAAAUACGAUGGUCGAACUGGAUCCAUCCCAGAGAAGGGCUCUGUGGAGGGCUUUGAGCCUGCAGACAACAAACGUGUGUUGAGAGCGAUAGAUGGGAAAAAGAUCAGCACUGUGGCGAGCUCUGAAGAAGUGAGUAAGCUUCAGAUGGCCUGUUUGAACCUGCUGAGAGCAAACGUGGAGGGGCUGAAGAAGAGAGACAAGAAGUACAAGAGUAAGAAGGCCAGAACAGCACAGUGAAGGGCUCAGGGU
Messenger RNA from Octodon degus (degu), 464 nucleotides. RefSeq names its product signal recognition particle 14 kDa protein-like. The coding region runs from base 123 to 452 and encodes 109 amino acids. The transcript has a single exon. Gene Ontology annotation, biological process: SRP-dependent cotranslational protein targeting to membrane. Gene Ontology annotation, cellular component: signal recognition particle, endoplasmic reticulum targeting. Gene Ontology annotation, molecular function: endoplasmic reticulum signal sequence receptor activity; 7S RNA binding. The record is from RefSeq and is a predicted model, not a curated record. Lineage: Eukaryota; Metazoa; Chordata; Mammalia; Rodentia; Octodontidae.